AUGGACUUGCCUAUCUAUUACACGAGGGCGGAGUACAUAGAGACGGACACGGGGAACAAAGUCUCUCGUAGGGCUACCAUCUCCGGCCCCCAGAAUAUCAUCCUUGGAGGCAAGACUAUCAUCGCAAGUGGUGCCAUCAUUCGAGGCGACUUGAGGCGGACUGGCCCCGGACAUGCUGUCGUAAUUUCGUUAGGGCGAUAUUGUCUCAUAGGUGAGGGGUGUGUCAUGAGGCCGCCAUAUAAGACGUAUCGGGGCAACUUCAACUACUAUCCUAUGAAGAUUGGAGACCAUGUUCACAUAGGCGCAAAUUCUAUCGUAGAGGCUGCGACAAUCGGGAAUCAUGUCGAGAUAGGGAAGAACUGCAUCAUCGGGAAGUUCACGAUCAUCAAGGACUGUGCAAAGAUCGCCGACAACACAGUCAUACCGCCAAACACAGUCGUGCCAGCUCUAGCGUUGUUUGCCGGCUCACCAGGUCGGUUCGUCGAGGAUCUUCCAGAGUCCACGCCUGAAAUGGUGGAGGCACAGACGAAGCAGUACUACACCCGCUUCCAGCCACUGCCCCAGGAGCGAUAAUCGAUGGCUCGUGUCCUCCGGCACAUAUACCCUCUCCGCUCAUACCCCUAAGUCGAACGCUCGGCUGACCCUUCUGUUCAUGGCGUGCCUUGCACGCUACUGUGCUUCGGCCAGUCGUUUCGUGCAUGAAUUCCCAUCGUGCAGAUCCUCCGUCCCCCAAGACCCUUGUAUAUCUGGACGCAUAUAUCCAACUGUAGUACUCAUUAGUAAUCC
Messenger RNA from Dichomitus squalens LYAD-421 SS1, 786 nucleotides. RefSeq names its product dynactin subunit P25. The transcript is spliced from 5 exons. Bases 1 to 573 code for a protein of 190 amino acids. The record is from RefSeq and is a predicted model, not a curated record. NCBI's taxonomy places the organism in Eukaryota, Fungi, Basidiomycota, Agaricomycetes, Polyporales, Polyporaceae.